GUAGGAGUCUGGGAACCUGGGGCGUUGGGGGGCGGGCUAGGGCUCCCCGGGCUAGCCGGAGGUGACAGGUGGAGAGUGGAAAUGUCUGUGUUUCGGGGCCCCUCUCUCCGUCAGGGGCUUGCCCGGCGCAGAGAGAGCCGAGCCCAUGGAACCGCCCCGGAGACCUGCUGAGACGAGGCUUUCCCGUCGGGCGGAGCCCGCGGGCGGACGUGGAGAUUUCUUGUGGAUCCUUACUUGUCAGCCCCCUCGAACUAGGAGGAGAGAUGAAGUGUUGUUUCUGAGUCCAUGCUCUAUUAGUAUUAUUGUUAUCAUUAUUGGUUUUAAGGAUUUGCUGAUUGUCCAUGUGGAUUCCUGAAGUGCCCCCAAGGCACACGGGAGUGGAGAUGGUCUUGGAUUCCUUUUGCCUUUACUGUGUUUAGUGCCAGAGAGCCUAGGUGGCCAGACUGACCGGUGGAUCACCCUCCACUUGUGCUUAAUGUGACUCUCUAAUUUAUCAGUUACUUCAGAAACAGACAUUUCUUGAUCUCUGCCCGUGGGUGACUUUACAUAGAACUUCCUGGUUUCUCCUUUGGGCUUCUAUGGUGUUUUGUUCAGACAUUAAAGCUGGAAUCACAGUAUGUCACAGUGUAUUACAGUUGUUUAUCUGCCAUGUCACAGUCGUUUAUGAGUCGUUCAUUCAUUUUGGAUUUCUCUCCCACCAAAAGACUACCACAAGCCCUAUCAUGUAAGAGACUCAUAAAUAUUGGGGGGAAAAAUGAGUUAACAGCUGGUGGUAGGUUGGAUGGGAAUUUUGAUUUUCAUCUCAUAGAGAAGACAGUUAAAUGACUUGCUUAAGAGAAUCUUAGAGAUGAAACCGGGACUAGAAUUAGAGUCAGUUGACACACAGCCUGUAGCUCUUGCCUUCUGAUCAGACUUUGAAAUUCUAGAACAUUGAAAAUAAGGCCUUGUCACUCUUCUCUCUAUCCCUGGCCUUGCUGUCUUCAGGAUGGGUCCCUAAAGAUCAAAGGUAGGCUCAACCUUAAGACCCGAGAGAGAUGCCAGACUUGGAGCAGGCAGUCUGCUAGCGUUGGCAUUGUAUGGGCCCCGGAGACAGCUGAGCUGUCCACAGCUCCCUGCUCAGCCUGUUUGAGUUCAGCUGGCCCUGGGUAGCCACCUGGACAGAUCAGUGAAAGACUUCUGAGAGCAGUCUAGGGAAGGAUUUCCUAAGUUUAGCCCUGACUUUUAAAACUUUUAUAUUAUAUUGGAGCAUAGUUAAGAUUUUUUUCCUCUCUCUUUCCCACUUUGCCAAGGCUAGGGUCAGAGAACAGGUUGAUGGAUCAAGCUAUUGUAUCAACCUUGUGAUCCCAUCUGGGGGAAGAGGCUACUCUUGACCUGCACAUGGGUUUAAGAGGGAGAAGAACCAUGAUCCCUGCCCUGUGGGAGGCCCAGAUGUGAUGGAAACGUGCCCAGAGCCUGGCAAACACUUAGAAGCAAGGAGAGUGUAAAGCGGGCAGCUGAGCUUUGAGUCAGCUCAGGGUGUAGAAGUGAAGAGGAGUCUGUCAGGAAAGGAUCUUUGGUAGAAGGUAGUUUUAUUUUUACUUAUUUAUAUUGGCCGCGCUGCGCAGCUUGCAAAAUCUCAGUUCCCUAAUCAGGGAUUGAAUCCAGUUCAUAGCAGGAAUCCUAACCACUAGGCAACCACAGAACUCCCAGAAGGUAGUUUUAAACAGCAUUGAAAAAAGAUGAGAUGGACACAGUUAACUGUCAGAUAGAAGCUGGGACCUUGGAGAUAUGGAGGAAAAUGAAACAGGGCUUCCUCUCUGAUCUGCCUCAAGUCUAGUCUAGGAGGCAAGGUGUGAAUUCAUGAAGAUGCCACUAACCAUGGUGACAUGCAGUGGUUCUCAGCCAUCACCAACCGUCGGAAUCUCUUGAGGAAGCUUGUUUAAAUACAGCUUCCCAGGCCCCACUCCAGACCUAUUUGGGUUGGGUAGGGCUGGGAAGCUACAGCAAAUGCUGCGGUGUCUUGAAGAGGGACAACUUUCCCAGAGGGAGAAUUCGAGCUUCAUCUGGAAGGGCAGGUGCUUUAUGAAGAGGAAGAGCACUUGAAUCCAGGAGAGGAAAGGCCCUUCAUUACCAGGAACUGGGAUGAGUGAAGACCUGCCUCGAGGUUGAGGGCUAACUGACAGUCUCUUCUGAGCCCAAGGAAUGGUAGUAAGGCCCCUGGUCAGCCUGGACCCCUCCCACUCGACAGCUGGGGCUGUUGGGGCCUGUCCAUCUGUUUUCCAGGUGACGGUGGCAUGGCUGCACCCCAGCCUUUCCCAUCGGGGCCCCACCUCCAGCCUGCAGGUGCCCUGAUGGAGCCCCAGCCCUCCCCUCGAAGCCUGGCCGAGGGCUUCCUGCAGGAGGAGCUUCGGCUUAACGAUGAGCUGAGGCAACUGCAGUUUUCCGAGCUCGUGGGCAUCAUCUACAACCCUGUGGAGUAUGCGUGGGAGCCACAUCGCAGCUACGUGACCCGCUACUGCCAGGGCCCCAAGCAAGUGCUUUUCUUGGGCAUGAACCCAGGACCCUUUGGCAUGGCCCAGACGGGGGUGCCCUUUGGGGAAGUGAGUGUAGUCCGGGAUUGGUUGGGCCUUGGGGGGCCUGUGCGGACCCCUCCCCAGGAGCACCCCAAGCGACCAGUGCUGGGACUGGAGUGUCCUCAGUCCGAGGUGAGCGGUGCCCGGUUCUGGGGCUUUUUCCGGAACCUCUGUGGACAGCCCGAGGUCUUCUUCCGUCACUGUUUCGUCCACAACCUGUGUCCAUUGCUCCUUCUGGCUCCCAGCGGGCGCAACAUCACCCCCGCCGAGCUGCCGGCCAAGCAGCGUGAGCAGCUCCUCGGGGUGUGUGACGCGGCCCUGUGCCGGCAGGUGCAGCUGCUAGGGGUGCGGCUGGUGGUGGGCGUGGGCCGCCUGGCUGAGCAGCGGGCGCGGCGGGCUCUGGCCGGUUUGAUGCCCGAGGUCCAGGUGGAGGGGCUCCUGCACCCCUCCCCUCGCAGCCCACAGGCCAACAAGGGCUGGGAGGCGGUGGCCAAGGAGAGACUGAACGAGCUGGGCCUGCUGCCGCUGUUGACCAGUUGAGCAGCCCUGCGGCUGGCACAGGACAUGUUCAAGGCCUUUCCUUCUGGGCCAGCGGAUGACCACACGCCUCGGACUGGAGCCACAAGGUCCCCUUGGGCUCCUCAGUUUGGGGGACCUGCCGUUUUGACAUUGCUCCUGCUUGCCCUCCUGAUUACUCACUUCACCUUCCUUCCGUCUGUGGUACCCAACUCCACAGAGAGCCAACAUCUGUGAGCCGCUCUACCUCGCUGCUUCCCUGGAGCCUCUCUUCGGCAGAGUGACCCCAACAGUGACUUCUGAGGUCCUAUUUGCUGUUUUAGAGAAAAGAUCCCACUCGGAUCUCCACCUGUCCUAGAACGGCUUCCUGCAGCUCCCCCGUCUCCCCACAGGGACUGGGACAAAGCAUGAGUCGUGGCUGCUAAAAGUGAACUUCUGAUGAGAGGCUGAGGGUGGGUCAGGGGGAGGUCAGUGUGGCGGCAUGGCAAAGGCCAGAAGACCUGGAUUUCCAUCCCAGCUCUGAGACUUGUGCACUUUGUGAUUUUGGACAAGCGGAUUGACCUCUCCAAGCCUCAGGAUCCUCAUCUAUAACAGGGGGUCCCUGCCUCACCCGGCUGGUGUGGGGGUUGACUGAGAUAACACUUAGAAGUGCCUUGCGUAGUGCCUGGCACGUGGGUGCUCACUACAGCUUUUCUGGCUUUCCUGCCUCCUGGUUGGGGGAGCACAACACUACACUACACUGGAAGCCCCUCUGCCCUGAAGACUGGGGUGAGGGGAGGGGUGGGGGUCUGGGCCUCCACCCAUAUCCUGAGUGACGGGCAGGGUCUUGCCCUGCCAGAGAUGGACCAAUGAGUUUAUGGAAAACCCAGCCUGUGAUUUUUCAGGCUAAGCAUUAAAAGCUCCUAAACCCUUUUGUGUUGGCCCUUUUUUCCCUCCUGCACGUCAGGGGUGGAAGGUGGUAGUUUAUAUUUUCCCUUACCUCUUCCUGUUUGCAAAAGGUUCUCUUGGGUGGCUGGGUAAUGGUAUAAAGUCUCUAAUUACCUUGCCAGAGCUGCAGGAUCUCUCUUAGAGGCCUGUCGAGUGGUUUGUUUGCUAUCUGGGGCACUUUGAUGGGUGGAUGGGAGCCUGGUAUCUCCAGCUAACUCAUUUCUUACCUCUGCUGCAUGUCGGCCCCUGGGAAAGUGAAUCUAGUCAGGAGCAUAGACCACCUUAAUAAGGAACACGUGAUUGGACUCUAGCUCCUGGUAUAGACCAUCUCCAGAUCUCAAAAUAAGAUUUUUAAUAUGUGUCCUCCCCAUUGUAUAAUAAAUAAAUUGAGUGGCUUCCAUUCUUGGUUGUUGAGAGGGAACCUCUUGGUCCUUGGCAUUUCCCAAGCGCUGGGAGUUUUGUCGUUUAUGGUGGGACCCUCAGACUACACAUGAGCUUCUGCUGAAAUUUGACUCAGGAGGGCUGACCAUGCCCAAAAGACCAACUAUGUGAUCAGAGGGUGGGGACUUCAAGCCAGGCAAUAUCAGCCUGACCCCCAGGAAGGGGAGGCGGGGUUGGAGAUUGAACUCAACCAUGUGGUUAAUGAUUUCAAUCAGUUCUGCCUUCAUAAUGAAACCCUAUAAAGACUCUGGACACGGAGACUUUGGUGAACUUCCUGACUGGUGAACAAAUAGGUAUGUCAGGAGAGUGGUGUGUCCUGAUUCCAGGGAAGAAGGGACAUGAAAUCACUUUUGGACCCUCCCAGAUCUUGCAUUAUGUGUCUUCACUUGGCUCACCCUGAUUUGUAUCAUUUAUAAUAAAACUGUAAUAAUA
This is a messenger RNA of Odocoileus virginianus texanus, 4868 nucleotides long. It is a transcript of the gene SMUG1, whose product is annotated as single-strand-selective monofunctional uracil-DNA glycosylase 1. NCBI's taxonomy places the organism in Eukaryota, Metazoa, Chordata, Mammalia, Artiodactyla, Cervidae. Gene Ontology annotation, molecular function: single-strand selective uracil DNA N-glycosylase activity; oxidized pyrimidine nucleobase lesion DNA N-glycosylase activity. The record is from RefSeq and is a predicted model, not a curated record. Gene Ontology annotation, biological process: base-excision repair.